GAGUUUUUCCAAGUUGUCUCUCAAAAGUCUCAAACUCCAAGCCCGAUUGAAUGUCUGAAAGUACUCCAACAUCAUCGGGUGCAACUCCAGCGCCAGUUCGAGCUCCAGCCCCAGUGACAAUGAUGAGCAGCACAGCAGGAAGCAGCCAUGCUGCCGCAGACUCCAUGACAAGUGCAAGUAGCAGUGCUCGGCAGGUCGUCGCUCCACCUGGCAAACCGAACUCGGGCAGCCGAACCGCUGUUCCGUCGCGCUCCACCGCCGCUGCAUCUGCCCCACUGCCUGGCGGUGGUCUGCAGGCAUCUGCGUCUGGAUCUCACGCCGGUCAGAAGGGCCAGAAGCCACCGAAGAACCAUCCCAAGCAGCCGCGACCGCCCAAAGCCCAGCGCGCCAACCAACAAGCAAACCAAGCGCCACGGCCGCGAACUGCUACGGCCGCUGCCAUGCUGGCGGAGAAUGGAUCUGAGGUGGCUGCUGCAUCAUCGAGCAGUGACAGCCCGCCCGCCGGCACCGCAGCAGCUUCGACUGGCGCGGUUUCGCACUCAGAACCUCGCCCUUUUGGGAAGGCUGCCCGUCGCGCCAACCAGGACCAAACGUACGAAAAGCAAAAGGGGGCUGCUUCUGGGCAGAUCCGACGCUUCGAAAGGGAAAAGCGUCCCGCCAAGCCAAAGCCCAGUGAUGCUCUCCCCAACGCCGCUUCAACUCCAACGGAUGCUGCGGACGCUCCAACCGGUGCCGUUCAAUCGAGCAGCCCAAAUCAGCAAGCUACAUCAACCGAGCAGCUGUCUGGAGAGAAGGAGCAGUUUGCAAAGAACCUGUUGACUUGGUUUCCUACAACGUCGAUUCCCAUCUCUGAGCGAUUGUCUCACUAUGCAUCUACUUCUGCUGAGGCCAAUCCUCUACCUGCCAUGGCAUUGCAAUCUGCGCCGUCCGACCUGCCGACGUUGACCGACUUGCUCUCUGCGUUACCCGCCACACCACCUCCAUUGCCAGAGCCGACCGCUUCACACGUUGACGUUGUGGAUCAUGCCUCGGUUGCCGGGGAAUCGUCGUCGUCGUCGUCGUCGUCGUCGUCAUCAUCAUCAUCAUCCUCAUCAGCGUCUUCCUCUGCUUCUGCCUCUGCUUCUGCCUCUGCUUCGACUUCCUUGCCCCCUCAAGACCGCGAACGCCGCCCACACUCGGCACUCGAGCAUGACUUGGCAGAAAUCCUUGAGCGAAUCACACCCACCACGCGGGAUUUCCAUCGCAUUGUGCUUUUACAACAGCGCGUCGAGCAAUUGCUUCAACACCGUUUUCCUGAGUGGGAUGCUUCGAUCGAAAUGUUUGGCUCGUCAGUCAACUCGUUCAAUCUCAGAGAUGCUGACGCUGACAUGUGUGUCUAUGUGAACGAUGCUCAGUCAAAGACUUUGGUGAUUCGGCGAAUUGCCAAGUAUCUUCGACAACAUAUGACAAAAGUCGCUUGUAUUGCUGGAGCCAAAGUACCCAUAGUCAAGUUUUUCGAUCCUGAAAGUCAAACUUCGUGCGAUCUCAGCGUGAAUCAAGUGUUAGGAAUUCUGAACUCUCGCAUGCUUCGGACGUAUGCGACGAUCGAUCCACGCGUCUAUCGACUUGGUCGCAUUGUUAAACUGUGGGCCAAAAACCGUCAAAUCAACGAUCCCCCGAGCGGCACGCUCAGCAGCUACGCCUUUGUGAUGCUGGUGCUCUACUUUUUGCAGCGGAGACCGGUGCCCGUCGUGCCUUGUCUUCAGGAAGCGUUGCCUCCUGAUUUCCCCCAUGGGCCUCAGCCGUACUUUGUGACGGAUGACAACAGCAUCAAUGCCGCUUUUGUUGGCGAUCUGAGCUCCAUCGAGCGAGCAGGCUAUGGCGCCGCGUCCCGGAAUACCGAAUCCUUGGCGGAGCUCGUGCUGGCGUUUUUCAACUUUUAUGCAUACGAUUUCACGCAUCACGAGCAAGUCAUUACCAUUCGAACGCUUCGUCCAGUCACUCUUGAUCAAACGAGCUUUGGGAAAAAUUCUGGUGUAUUGCUCCACAUCCAAGAUCCGUUCGAUCUAUCGCAUGAUCUCUGCCGUGGUUUGUUUAAAAACUCAUAUGUCGGAACGAUGGACGAGUUCAAGCGGGCAGCUGACUUGUUAAAUCGGGGUGAUUCGCUUGCGCGAGUGGUCGAGCGGUUUGAAAUAACUCAGUCUUGAGGCCCAUUUCCCCCCCCCCUUUUUUCGAUUUUCGUUCGUUGACACUUCAUCCUUAAUUGUACAUUCGUUAGCAUUCAGCAUUGAAAAUAUCAAAACCUGU
Messenger RNA from Capsaspora owczarzaki ATCC 30864, 2286 nucleotides. Its product is annotated as PAP/25A associated domain-containing protein. The record is from RefSeq and is a predicted model, not a curated record. Gene Ontology annotation, molecular function: nucleotidyltransferase activity. Gene Ontology annotation, biological process: RNA 3'-end processing. Lineage: Eukaryota; Filasterea; Ministeriida; Capsasporidae. The transcript is spliced from 8 exons. Bases 51 to 2186 code for a protein of 711 amino acids.